GAACAUGAAUAUAAUUGUAUAUUUUCUGCAUUAAAAAUCGGAAUAUGCACAUUUUACACGGUGAAACAUUUUGAAUAGAUUUUUUUUCGAAAACUUAAUCGGACCAGAUUGUUAUGCAUCGAAAUUUAUUCGAAUGAUUGUGUCAUAUGCUAGAGCUGACAUCUGGAAUUCUAACCACACACAUAUAUAUAUACACAUAAAACGAAUGAAGAUCGUGCCGCUUUUUUCCUCGUAUACUCAUCGCACACAAUUUAUGCAUUUUGUUCGUCAGUGUAUUUGGCAAAGUGUUUUUUUUACUCUCUUCACAUCGUUUCCCAAAUGAAAUAAAAACUUAACAAAUCACACCAUUCGGUAUAACAACAGUUUUUUUUUGGUGCGUUUCUUUUGGUCGUAAUACUAAACAACAUUUUUGUUGGUUAGACAUUUUGUGCGUUGUCGGUGGAUUGAUAAAAAAAAAAAAACAUUGAAAAAACCAAUAAAAUGGGCAAAAAGGACUCAUUCAACGUUGGUGAUUUGGUAUUUGCCAAAGUAAAGGGAUACCCGGCUUGGCCAGCAAAGAUUGUCGAUAUUACCAAAUCCAAGAAGUACAGUGUAUAUUUUUACGGAACCGGAGAGACCGCCAAUGUUCAAGGGAAAGAUAUCACAUUGUAUUCAAAAACAAAACAAAAAUUUGCCACAAGUAGUUCGAUGAAAAAACAGGAUUUUAAAGCGGCUAUUGAUCAAAUUGAACAAGCGUUAAAAGGCGAUGACCCAGCACCGAAUGCAUAUGAGAUUCCAUUGGACAGAUCGAAUGUAACGUUUGAUAGUACUAUCAAUAGUACACUUGAUACAACUGGACUUGAUACAACUGGACUUGAUACAACUGGACUUGAUACAACUGGACUUGAGGCAAAUAGCACGAAAAUUGACGAGUCUCAAAUUGAAGAUGACAACGACGAAGCCGAGGUCGAGGCCGAAGCAGAAGUCGAAGCUGAACAAGAGCCCGAUGAAGAAAAAGAUGAAGGCGUCGAAACUACCAAUGAUAGCCACGUUAUCACAGAAGCAGUUGAAGAAGUCCAGGAGCCAGUUAUAACAGAAGUGGCUAGAAAUACUCCAGAUCCAAUUGCAACACCAAUUGCUAAGGAACAAACAAAAGCCGAGCUCAAGUCUGCCGAUGCAAAACAAAGUCGAAGUGGUCGCGUUAUCAAACGAACCAAGUACCUCCUUGAUGAACUCGAAGAUUCACCACCAGUUCCGGUAAAGCGGAAACGACCAUCGGAAAGUCUGGUCUCAGCCCCAAAGCUGUCCCGAAAGGUCGAUGAAAUUAGUGUUCCAUCGGACAGUAAUGAUGGCGAAAUAAAACAAGUCUCUCAAAUCAUAAUGAACGAAGUGAAUCUGUUGCAAUAUGAUGUGGACAUCAAAUCAAGUUUACAGUUAUCAUCGGCUGACACGUGCCGUUGUAUUUCGGUUUUGGAAAAAUACAAGGGCUUGGAAGUGACCGCUUUGAUGCUCAAGAAAAAUCCACAAGUGGCUGAAACAAUCAAGCGUCUUCGUCGAUAUGUUGGUAACACAAAAGAAUGGAACUUUACAGAUGAACAACGCAUCGAAUUUAAUGAGAGAGCUACAAAAAUCCGAAAAUUGGCCGAAAUUAUUUACAAAAACUUCAAGAAACUUUUUGCAUUUUCACCACAAGUAUCAUUUUGGCAAGGAUUCAUGGAAGAAGUUCAAAGUUUCAAAGAGCAAACAAAAUUACUUACUCAUGAAGAAUUGAUUACGUUAACUGAAGAUGUUCAACCAGCAGUCACUCAAAACAUUGAAGUCAAAAACAGUAUUAGAGUUUAAAUAUUUUGAAGUUGGAAGGCGGAUUGAAUCUUCCUGGUCAAAGAAUUCCUGAUCAUUUUUGCCCUUGGAUAGUGAUUAUAAUUAUAAUUAAUAUAAUUAUUAUAUCAAUUGAGUAGAUUGGCGCGAUACACUUACCUUAUUAAGAAUAACGUUUACAAACAAGAAAAUGAAACACAGCGACAAUUUUAUCAGAUAUAUUAUAGUUAUGAAUUGCUUUUUUAUGAAAUAUCAACCUAUCUCAAGUAGAGAACUAGUACUAGGUCGCGCGCGCAUUAACAAGGCAGCAUGAAUAAAAUGUAUCGAAAUAAAUAAUGUUCAGCAAUUUUAUCUUUCAUACAAUAUUCAUAUAAAAUAUUCAAUUGGAUUAAAAAUGAAUUAAAAUAAUAAAAGUUAAUAUUUUUCACAAGAUAUUCCAAUUCAGAAGCAAUAAAAUACAUAAAUCAUUUCA
Molecule: messenger RNA, 2269 nt
Organism: Contarinia nasturtii (swede midge)
Lineage: Eukaryota; Metazoa; Arthropoda; Insecta; Diptera; Cecidomyiidae
Gene: Jasper
Product: hepatoma-derived growth factor-related protein 2
Exons: 12
Coding region: 481-1821 (446 amino acids)
Biological process (GO): regulation of transcription by RNA polymerase II
Cellular component (GO): nucleus
Molecular function (GO): transcription coregulator activity; double-stranded DNA binding
Source: RefSeq, a predicted model, not a curated record